Fulvia fulva is the source of this 519-nucleotide messenger RNA. RefSeq lists its product as uncharacterized. Bases 1 to 519 code for a protein of 172 amino acids. The record is from RefSeq and is a predicted model, not a curated record. NCBI's taxonomy places the organism in Eukaryota, Fungi, Ascomycota, Dothideomycetes, Mycosphaerellales, Mycosphaerellaceae. The transcript has 2 exons. Gene Ontology annotation, molecular function: oxidoreductase activity.
AUGACCACCUUCAACAUCGCAGUCUACACAGACACAAUCUGCCCCUGGUGCUACAUCGCCCACAAAUCUCUCGACCAAGCCAUUUCUCUGUACCAAAAGACCUAUCCCGGCGGCCGCCAUGAUGCCUUCAAUUUCACCUUCUUGCCCUACUACUUAGACGCCACCGCGCCCUCCAAAGGCAUUCCUUGGGAAGAACGGGUGGCACAGAAGAACGGCCAAGAUGCCGUGAACGCCAUCCGAACACGACUUGAACGCGUGGGCAGGGCGAAUGGCAUUGCCUUUGGCUUCAACAGCAGGAUUGGGAAGACUAAGGACUCGCAUCGGCUGUUAAAGUGGGCGAGGGACAAGGGUGGUGAAGGGGAUCAGCAGAAGCGGUUACUCGAGACGAUCUUCGAGUGGCAUUUCGAGAGAGAUGGGGACAUCACUGACAGGCAAGGUCUGGUCACUGCCGUAAUAGCAAGUAAUCUCCCAGAAGCCGAAGCACUCCAGCUUCUCGAGAGCGACGACUGUGGAGCUUAG